Molecule: messenger RNA, 2394 nt
Organism: Pelagomonas calceolata
Lineage: Eukaryota; Pelagophyceae; Pelagomonadales; Pelagomonadaceae
Source: the annotation of a GenBank genome assembly
GUCUCUCGUGCCUGGACUCGCGCUGAUCGCGCAGCGGUGCUCUGUAAAAAGAGUCCUCAGCAUCGCUGUCAUUCGUGCUCGGACCCGUUUCUACACGAGUGCUGCAUUCGCUGCUGCGGUAGACACCCUUAGCCAUCGUGGUCGCCACCAUGGCUGCCAGCGAUGCGCCGCCGCCGCCGCCUGUUGACGAGGAGGACGAGCGCUGGGUCGACGUCACCGAGGACGUGGCCGGCGUCGCCGCGUCGCUGGACGUCGACGAGCUGCUCCGGGCGCCGACGUUCUCGCUCUACGACAGCAUGUCCGCGCUGGAAUUGAUGGAUCCCAAAAUGGACGCGCUGGGCUCCGAGCCGCCGCAGCGGUCCGUGGCGGAGUUGUUGAAAGACCUGCCGGUCGACCUCGCGCCCGGCCCGGCCAUCAUUAUACUAGAUAGGCUACUCGCGCUCGAGGUGUCCUACCACGGCGGCGCGUCGCUGCACGACUCUAUUUUAGAAUGUGUCGCGUUGCGGGACCCCGCGACGGCGGCGCUGAGCGACGCGUCGCCGGCAAGUAAGGCCGUCGCGCAGGCCGCGAAUUUGACCUUGUGGGUCUGCGAGGCCGCGCGCGAAAUUGUGGUCGCGGCGGACAUUUUUGAAGAGGAGGACUUCGCGACGUCCACGACCAAGGUCAGCAAGGCCGUCGAGGAGGCGCGGCGGCGGGGCCGGGCGCUCCCCGUUGAUGAAUCUGUCGAGGACGCGCGGUUGCAGGCCCACGUUGCGCUGAGACGGUCCCUGGCCGAGGCCGUCGCGCGCCUCGGCGCGGAGCGGCACGCCCUUCAGGACGACGGCGGCGCGACGGACCGAGCCCGGAACGCUCUAGACCAGCUCGAUGCCUUGGAUGCGGAUCAUAGUGAUGGCGACGCGACGAUUGCGGACGCAUGGUUCGCGACCUGCCGCGACGAGCACGCCACCACGAGAGGCGUCAGCCCGCCGCAGGGCGGCUGGGCGUCAUCAGAUGAACGGAAAGCAACGCGGGACGCCUGCCGCCAGCUGCUUAGGGGUUUGGACCGGGUCUGGGACCUGAGGAGGUGCCUGGCAUUUUUAAGGUUCAGUGACGAGUCGACCGAGCUCCCGGCCCUACCUUCAGUGGAUGCGCGGCGCUGCGAGCACGCGCACAGUCGUCUCCUCAGACUGUGCUUGAAUGUUGGCCAUCAAUCAAGGGGCGGCGGCCGCUUCGUGCUGCCUCGGUCCUUCGCGGCGUUGGAAUUGGGGGGCGCCGGCGCGCCGCUGCGGAAACUCCUGAAUCAGGACGACUUUGGCGCCGAGGCGUCGGCGACGCGCUUGGGGCGGGGGCCGAAGAAGGCGUCCGUGUUCGGCGUGGUCGUCGACUCGAUCGUGAGCGGUGGCGCGCCGAACUGCGUGGUCCAGUGCCGCGCGGGCGCCGAGUUCGCGUCCCGAGCAUCGUUGCGCGUAUUGCAUGUCUUGCGAGCCGUCGCGUCGGCGAACCGAGCGCGCUUACGACAACAACUUCCGGGACUGUUGUUAGAUUGGGCGCAGCUUGUGGAAGAUGCGCGCCGCGCCGAUAUGAGAUGUGCUGAAGCUUUACGCUUGCCCAACGAGCACGCGCGAUAUCUGGGCACCUGGGCCCUCAAAUAUAGCCUGUUGUUGAUGGAGCGGACGUUGGCGUUGGACGUGUCGCUCGAGUUAGUGGUCACUCCUUCUGAUUUGGAGCAUGUUUUUUGGUACCGCGAGUACUUGCUUGCAGCUAGAUCGACGCUGGCGCAGGACGCGAGGCGGCAACGUGUACUACUGAGAGAUUCAUUGGCAGAACAGCCCGACGCGCCGCGAAUUACGGAAGAGGAGCGGCGCUUGGAUGCUUUGGCGGACGCGCGCGACGCCGCGCUCGAGGCUUCACUCAGGGGCGCGCGGUGUCUGUGUCGCGCGACGCAUUUGGUUUGUGCGGCGCGAGCCGCGCGGGACGCGGCGACGUCGGACGGCGGGCAGACGUACGUGUAUGCUUCUCGUAGAACUCGUUUCGCGAAGCGGUUCUCGGCGUUUGCCUGCUUCGCCGAGCCGGCGCCCAUCCAGUACGAGGCCUAUGAAAGUAUCUCAUUGAAACAACGGGCGGCCUGCGACGAUAUUCCAACGGCCGCGGCCAAGUUUUUUGGAGACGCCGCGCAAUUGGUGGACCACGCGAUCAAGCUCGGGAAGACGGCGGAGCCCGUGUUGUAUUCCACGGCCGACGCCGACGACCUCGUGGCGUUGAAGCGUGUCGCCGUGUCGAAUCGCGUGGGCCUCGCGCGCGCGGACGCGGACGCGGACCCACCGCCCAAGUUCGCGCUGGACCUGGCGGCGCACGAGGACUUUCCGGUGGUGAAGGGGCUCUGAUGGGAUGAUGAUGGGUAAAUUUAAUUGGAUG